Vitrella brassicaformis is the source of this 357-nucleotide messenger RNA. NCBI's taxonomy places the organism in Eukaryota, Vitrellaceae. The record is from the annotation of a GenBank genome assembly.
UCACAUCUCACGUUGCAUUGCGUCAAGCAAAAAGGCCUGUCUGGCGAAUUCUGGGUUGGCCUGCAUGAACAGACCUGCGGACGAGCGAAGAGCGAGGAGGGGGUCCAUACAGAGUCCACACCCGCAAACGGGUCCGCUCGAGCCUUUCCCUUACCGGCCUGUCGUUCGAGGUUGCGGAGGCCCCUGGUGAAGAAGUUGUCGCUCCUCCUGUCCCUCUCCUCCAAUUCCCUCAGGAAGGCCUGCACAAGAGGAUGGAGAAGGGGGGAUGACACAUGUCACGUCAGGAGGAGUGAGAUUGGGGCUUGCCUUUCGUUCGUCCUCAGGCGUUGGUUCCGGCUCCUCGAUGAAACACGUCAU